Messenger RNA from Aethina tumida (small hive beetle), 1835 nucleotides. RefSeq lists its product as uncharacterized. The transcript has 7 exons. NCBI's taxonomy places the organism in Eukaryota, Metazoa, Arthropoda, Insecta, Coleoptera, Nitidulidae. The record is from RefSeq and is a predicted model, not a curated record. The coding region runs from base 577 to 1701 and encodes 374 amino acids.
UUACAUUUAGCAGAUAUAUUCAAAUUUUAAAUUUUAUCUAUUGCACUUUUGUACUGUAUCUAAUAAUCCAAUAGAAAAGUUAUACAUUGUGACCAAUUAUUCUAAAACAAGAUUCGGAUUAAGACUUUGGUACUUACCAGAAAUUCGCACUUAAUUGUCCACAAAAUAUUUAAAUGUCUAUAAAAAAUUAUAUAUUUUUUUGCGAGGAUAAUUGUUACCAACGUUACAUUUCACUGUUUAAUUAUGAUAUAUUACUAUAUGAGAUCCGAAAAUAUAAAUUUUUCAGAAAAAAACAAAUAAAAAUCAAAACCCAAUUUAUGAAUAUUUGAGAUCGACAACAGGAUGUAAAAAAGAAUGAAGAAUUAAUGAAUUAUUUCGCAGAUGUAACAAGUACAUAAGGUUUAUAUUUAAACAAAUAGGAAAAGUCUUUAUUAAUUAGUAAACAGUCGAGUACGUUCUUUUCGAGUUUCCUAUUAUAAUUUAUCAACUUCACCAUAACAUUUAGUCACGUCAUAAUUAUUCUGUUAAUUUUAACCACAAUAUAAAAUAAUCAUUUUAAUCGUAAAUUAGCACAGUAUGCAACAUUUUGUCGUCGGAACGUCACAGCUUAACAUGAACGUAUUUCUGAACAUAUUAUUAUUAUUUGAUUUAGUUUUUAAUUGUGAAUUCUGUAUGAAAAAUAAUUUUGAGAGAGGUCGCGUUCACAGGUUUGUUGGGAAUGAUACUGAUACAGUUAAAAAUGUGCCACUUAACACAUCUGUAACCUGUCAAAGGGAUAUUCCAGUCAAAUUACAUUCUAAUGAAUUAAGACUCGUAAAAAAAAGUGAUAUGAUGAAAAACAUCUUUUAUGAAUACAAUAUUAGUGAAAAUUACUAUAUAAUAAAUGAAACAAGACAAUUUACAUUUUUUAUGUAUCCACAAAAAUGCAUUUGGUUUGCUGUUUACCUUUGUGAUAAAUGUGAUAUAAAUGUCUCAUAUGAAUAUAGAAUAUUUGACUAUUUUCAGAUGAAAUGUCAAAAUUCCAGAAUUCAUGUAUUUAAUUAUUGUACAACAUAUAAUGGUUGGCAGUUUUUUCUUUCAACCCGUUACUUUGGAACAAAAUUCGGAUUAAGAUUUUGGCACUUAUCAGAAAUUUACGCCUACUCACCUGUAAAAUAUUGUGGAAAUAAUAUAACCCAUGAUAUGGAAUUAGAUGAUCUAGUUUCUACCAGUAAAAUACUUUUUAACUCAAAAAAAUUGGAAAAUAAAUGUAAACAGAACUGUAUAAUUUGUUUUCAUGGUAACUGUUCUGAACAUAGAGCCCCACAGUGUAAUUAUGAAUAUUUAUAUAUUCUUAUUUUAAUCCCAAUUAUUUUCUUCAUAAUCGUGGUAUUUUAUUGUCUGACACAAAAGUGCAAGAUGAAAUUAGAUUCGGAAAUAUACUACAAGUUUUUUAGAAAAAAUAACUCUACAAAUAAUGAUGAGCAACAUCUUUAUGAAUAUGUUCGACAUGAUAAUGAAAAUGACGAAGAUGGAUAUUUGAAAGCGUUAACAAAAGAUGCAACGGAUGAAGAGUCUGAAAAUUCGGGAAAAUACUACAAAUUUUUUAGAAAAAAUGACUCUGCAAACAAUGAUAGGCCACAUCUUUAUGAUUAUAUUCGACGUCAUAAUGAAAACGACGAAGAUGGAUUUGAGAGUGUUAACGAGGUGUACAAGGGAUGAAGAACCUGUAAAUAAUUACGCAGACGUUGUAAACCCAUAAGACAUAUUCAAACAUUUAAUUUAUGUUUUGAUUUGGUUUUCAUUAAACAAAUAGAAAAUGUUAUUAUUAAUUAAUAAAACCUCUAAUUCUUUCA